Molecule: messenger RNA, 1901 nt
Organism: Telopea speciosissima
Lineage: Eukaryota; Viridiplantae; Streptophyta; Magnoliopsida; Proteales; Proteaceae
Product: 3-phosphoshikimate 1-carboxyvinyltransferase 2
Exons: 8
Coding region: 100-1671 (523 amino acids)
Biological process (GO): aromatic amino acid biosynthetic process; chorismate biosynthetic process
Molecular function (GO): 3-phosphoshikimate 1-carboxyvinyltransferase activity
Source: RefSeq, a predicted model, not a curated record
AAAACAAACUCUGAAACCAAAUCCAGCGAUUAAAUUAAACUAAUACCAACCCACCUUUCUUCUCUUCCCCCUUCUCUCUGAAACGUCGAACACUUAGAGAUGGCGCAUGUUGGCAACAUUGCUAAGGGCCUCCAAAAUGCCCACUGCGCUACUUCUCUCCCCAGACCCCAGAACCGCAGGUUCUCUCUUCGCUCUGUGUGGGUAGGAUCGAAUGUCAAAGCUCCCAGCGGUUUCGGUGCCCUCAAUUAUGAUGGGCCUUCACCCAACUCCUCUAUUGCUUCUGUUAGGGUUCCUCUCAAGGUUUCGGCUGCUGUUGCCAGCCCUGAGAAGCCCUCCACCGUUCCUGAGAUCGUUUUGCAGCCCAUCAAGGAGAUCUCUGGUACUGUUAGGCUCCCCGGUUCCAAGUCCCUCUCCAACCGUAUCCUUCUCCUCGCCGCUCUAUCUGAGGGAACUACUGUUGUGGACAACUUGUUGAACAGUGAUGAUAUCAAUUAUAUGCUUAGUGCUUUGAGAACCCUUGGGCUACAUGUGGAAGAAGACAGUGUGAAUAGAAGAGCAAUUGUGGAAGGUUGUGGUGGGCAGUUCCCUGUUGGGAAGGAAUCCUGGGAGGAAAUCCAACUUGUCCUUGGAAAUGCAGGGACUGCAAUGCGUCCAUUAACUGCUGCAGUUACUGCUGCAGGUGGAAACUCAAGUUAUAUACUCGAUGGUGUCCCUCGAAUGAGAGAGAGGCCAAUUGGAGACUUGGUUGAUGGUCUAAAGCAGCUUGGUGCUGAUGUUGAUUGCUUCUUGGGUACAAAAUGUCCUCCUGUUCGUGUAAAGGGAAACGGGGGCCUUCCUGGAGGAAAGGUGAAACUCUCUGGUUCUAUUAGUAGUCAGUACUUGACUGCAUUGCUUAUGGCAGCCCCCUUGGCUUUAGGAGAUGUGGAGAUUGAGAUUAUUGAUAAAUUAAUUUCAAUUCCUUAUGUUGAGAUGACUUUGAAAUUGAUGGAACGCUUUGGCAUCACUGUGGAGCACAACAAUGCCUGGGACAGGUUCUUGAUACGGGGUGGUCAAAAGUACAAGUCUCCUGGAAAUGCUUACGUUGAAGGUGAUGCUUCAAGUGCUAGUUACUUCCUAGCAGGUGCAGCUAUCACCGGUGGUACUGUCACUGUGGAGGGUUGUGGGACUAGCAGUUUGCAGGGGGAUGUGAAAUUUGCUGAGGUUCUUGAAAAGAUGGGGGCAAAAGUUACCUGGACGGAGAAUAGUGUCACUGUUACAGGCCCACCCCGAGAUUCUUCCAGAAGGAAACAGUUGCGUAUGAUUGAUGUCAACAUGAACAAAAUGCCUGAUGUUGCCAUGACCCUUGCUGUUGUUGCACUUUUUGCCGAUGGUCCAACUGCCAUUAGAGAUGUGGCUAGUUGGAGAGUGAAGGAGACUGAACGGAUGAUUGCCAUUUGCACUGAACUUCGGAAGCUGGGAGCAACAGUAGAAGAAGGGCCUGAUUACUGUGUUAUCAGUCCACCGGAGAGAUUGAAUGUAACAGCAAUUGACACAUAUGACGAUCACAGAAUGGCCAUGGCAUUCUCACUUGCUGCCUGUGCAGAUGUUCCUGUCACCAUCAAGGAUCCCAGUUGCACUAGGAAAACCUUCCCUGACUACUUUGAAGUCCUCCAGAGGUUUACAAAGCAUUGAGUGGACCUGGAUUUUCAUAUUAAGCUGUAAAAGUGGAGCUUAAGAUAUUACUCAAAUGAUAGGCAGGUCACUCCCAAUGAUGCUAUCUUCCGCUGCCCCGUACAUUAGAGUCAGGAAUGUAUACAAUCCUUUCUUGUACUGCCUCUGUAAUCUAUGACUUGGCCAUGUUGAGUGAGGCUGUUUAUUAUUUAUGACAUUGUAAGUUUAUUCUAGAGCUCAAUCAUUUCCCA